AUGUCCGUGCAGCGUGUGGGACGGCUGCUGCCCGGCGCCCUCGAGCGCCGGGGUAUGUUGAUGGCGCGUACGCGCACUGUUGCGAUUGCUCCGAUGGCGGCUGGCUUUGGCCCUGCGCGUGCUUUUUCGCUGUGGGGCAGCAGCGAGAACAACGAGGCGGCGCGCCGCGCCGUCCUCGAGCAGGUCUCGGAGGCCAAGUCGAACUCGGCGUUUGGUGCCGACAAUUUUAUGGAAGAGGCCAAGCACACCGCGACCUCGCUGAAGGAGAACUUGUCGUCGGCGAGCACCUCGAUCCAGGACGGUCUGUCCUCGGCGGGCACCGCGCUCCAGAGCGGCUGGUCGCGCGCGAACGAGGCGAGCAGCCAGCUGGCGACCGACGCCAAGAGCGCCGCGUCCUCUGCGCAAGAGUACCUCUCUGGCGCGAAUGCCUCGGUUGAAGAGGGCCUCGCGCGCGCGAGCGAGGCGGGCAGCUCGCUCGCCUCGAGCGCCAAGAGCGCCGCCUCUUCCACGCAGGGUUACCUCGCGAACGCGAACGCCUCCAUCGAGCACGGUCUUGCGCGUGCGAGCGAGGCCGGCGGCGAGAUUGCGUCGGGUGCCAAGGGCUACCUGUCGAGCGCCAACGAGGCCAGCGGCGAGCUCGCCGGCGAGGCCAAGGACGCCAUGGCCUCGGUCCAGGAGCGUCUCUCGCACGCGAACCACAGCGGCGAGCAGCUGCUCAACUCCGAGGUCGAGGCGAUCUCGGAGGCGUCGCAGCAGGCCACGACCGAGCUGACCUCGCUCGGCCUCGGCGGCUGGUCGCCGUCGGGUCUGCUGCAGCACCUGCUGGACAGCACGCAGUACCUGACGAGCCUGCCGUGGUGGGCGACGAUUGUGCUGGUGACGUGCGGUAUCCGUCUUGCGCUUGCGCCGCUGCUCGUCUACGUGCAGGGCAACUCGAUCCGCCUGUCCAACAUCCAGCCCCAGAUGCAGGGCAUGCUCGCCGACCUCGAGUACGCCAAGUCGACCGGCAACCAGCAGGAGAUGCAGCGCUCAGCCGUGCAGGUGCGCAAGCUCCUGUCUGACAACAACUGCUCGCCGUUCCGCUCGCUGCUGCUCCCUGCGGUGCAGAUGCCCGUGUUUUUGUCGUUUUACUUUGCCCUCGACGGCCUCGCCAAGGCCAAGCUCCCGGCGCUGACCACCGGCGGCUUUGGCUGGGUGCAGGACCUGACGCUCGCCGACCCGUACUACGUGCUGCCGAUCACCUCGUCGCUCAUGACGCUCCUCGUGCUCGAGACGGGCGCCGAGACGGGCACCACGGCGAUGAACCAGACGUCGCAGGCACGCCUCGUCAAGAAUAUCCUGCGCGGUGUCACGGUGCUCGCAGCGUGGUUCGUCUCGGGCUUCCCCUCGGCCGUGCUCCUGUACUGGACGACGACCAACACCUUCUCGCUGCUCCAGCUCCUGGCGCUGCGCACGCGCUUUAUGAAGCGCAUGCUCAAGCUCCCGGAGCGCAUCGAGCACCCGGUCAAGCCGAACGUCAAGCAAAAGUCGUUCAUGGAGGGCCUGCGCUCGGGCCUCGCGAGCGGCAACGCACACCCGGGCUCGGAGGCGGCCGCCCGCCGCCCGCCGCCGGCGAGCCUGUAUGCCCGCAAGGUGAAUGAGGCGGACACGGUGACCGCCUCGCGCGGCGCCGCGCUCGACUCGAUGCUCAGCGAGAGCGGCGCGCAGAAGCACGCCGCGCCGAACGCUGCGCAGGAAGAGGCCGCCGCCGAGAAGCAGUCGCGCGUCGCCGCCGCGCGCGAGCGCCGCCUGCGGAAGCGCACCUAA
Messenger RNA from Malassezia japonica, 1806 nucleotides. RefSeq lists its product as uncharacterized. Gene Ontology annotation, cellular component: mitochondrial inner membrane. The transcript has a single exon. Gene Ontology annotation, molecular function: membrane insertase activity. Bases 1 to 1806 code for a protein of 601 amino acids. Lineage: Eukaryota; Fungi; Basidiomycota; Malasseziomycetes; Malasseziales; Malasseziaceae. The record is from RefSeq and is a predicted model, not a curated record. Gene Ontology annotation, biological process: protein insertion into mitochondrial inner membrane from matrix.